UCAGUGUGUAUGAAAUCAUACAGGGCCGUCGCCGCUUAGUUGCACACACCUAUACCUUUAAUUGGGUGAAGAAAUAGUGCAAGGUCUUGAUAAGUACAACAGCCGUAGACCCCGGGGACAUAAUUAAGGAGCAUGAGGAACGGGUACAGCAGCCUGGAGAAAGUAUUGUUUUGCGGUUACAAGGCAACAACCGCCGCGGAAGAACCGCCUAGUGGCUUUCGUCAUUGGUUCCCAGGAUACCGUUUGACUCCAGUUCCCCGUUUGCAAUUGGUGCCAUGGCCCAGCAAUCAGCAACGCUUGGACUUCCAUUGCUACACACUAUCAAGAUGGAAAUGCGUGAGAAACUUCUCGGACAGCCCGUAAGCCGUGCGUAAUAGAGGACUAUCUAGGGAACCGAUGCGAAUGUAAUAGUUUGUGCGCAAUUUAGUUUGGGGACGCGGCGUCGGUAAACAUAGUUCUGAGGUAGGCUAGCCUCAAGUUUAAAAAAAAAAAAAACAGGCAGCCUAUUCCGUGUGCUGCAGGUAUCUUCCUUCCGUCUCUCUGGAAUGCUGCUGCGGCUGCUGAUGUCAUAUUAGGAAAAAAGAGCAGGUGCGCGGAGAGGAUUGUUCUCGACCAAGAGAAAAGCGAUACAUUGAAUGUUGAUUUCGACUCCCAUACGCCCGUGGUGACGCCGCGUCAGACCACGACAGCCCCUCCGUAGGCUACAACAGCUGGCAAACGGUCAUUCCGGUGAGAUAAACCUAUACGCCGCAUGGAUAACCAGCGUUCCUGUUGUAUUUGUGGUGUGUUGACAUGGUGAGCACCAGGUGUCUGUUAGGAGUUAGCUUACCCCGAGUCUAUUAUUCGACUGCGUGAAAUUCCGUGCUAUCCAUUGCCAGGAAAUUUAAUCUGAUGUGUAAACCCGUGUAUCUGCGUACAGCUGCAGUGUGAGCUACAGUAUGUUAAGGCUAUGUUAUACUGCAUGCGUCUGUUUCGUGCGAUGUGACAUGGGCUGUCUUGCUUGAAAGAGGUCUGUGCUAUCUCAACAGCCACAGCCGACCUUGACGCUUCGCAGGACCGAUUGGAGGGGCUGGAAGAUGAGGGUGAUAUCCACGCCGCUUCCUGCGGGCCGCUGACCAGGAGAUGUUAACUGAACACAGCACGUUCACAGCCUUUCCGUCCGUCCGGCCAGCAGGACAUUCCCCUCAAAACGGAGUAGAACUAACCAUACUUGGCACACAACAACACAGAACAACAAGCGGCAUCUUCCAGGCGUAAGGAAGAGAGGGCCACCAACAAACAUGUCCAAAACACUCAAGAAAAAGAAGCACUGGUCGGCGAGAGUGCAGGAGUGCGCGCUGUCAUGGGGUAGUGCCGGAGAACUGGCCUCAUUCGUGGAAGUGCGAGGGGGUGCCGAACAAGGGGAGUUCCCGUAUCUCGGCACUGUGCUUGCGGAUGCUAUGGUUUGCCAUAUCGGCAGGUUUCCAAGCCCUGGAGAUGUGCUUCUGGAGGUCAACGGCACUCCCGUCAGUGGACUGACAAAUCGAGACACCAUCGCCGUCAUCCGCCACUUUCGAGAACCCGUUCGACUGAAGACUGUGAAACCAGGUAAAGUUUUGAACUCUGACCUCCGUCACUACUUGAGCCUGCAGUUCCAGAAAGGCUCUUUGGACCACAAGCUGCAGCAAGUCAUCAGAGACAACCUUUACCUUCGCACGAUACCAUGCACCACCAGGCUGCCUAGAGAGGGGGAGGUGGCUGGGGUGGACUACAACUUCAUCAGCGUGGAGGAGUUCCGCAUCCUGGAGGAGAGCGGCCAGCUCCUGGAGAGCGGCACAUACGACGGGAACUACUAUGGCACUCCUAAGCCAGCGCUAGAGCCAGGUGGGGACCAGGAGGCGGAGUACGGAGGCCUGUUUGAGGAGGACUUUGGGGAGGGGCAACGCCGCAGGACCGCCUCCGUCAGCCGCAUCGAACGGAGCAGCUCCGCCCCUGAGGAGGAGGACGAUGACGAGCAGCAGCUGUCUGUACCCAAUGGUCUGGCAGUGGCAGAGGACGGCAGCGGUCAGAGGGCGGUGCCCAGCUACACACACCCCCGCAACGCACUGGAGGCAGAGCCAAGCCUGGAGCCCCUCCCCUCCAACUGGGAGAUGGCAUACACAGAAACAGGGAUGGUCUACUUCAUUGACCAUAACACCAAGACAACCACAUGGCUUGACCCCCGCCAGGCGAAGAAGGCCAAACCACCCGAGAAGUGUGAAGAUGGAGAGUUGCCAUAUGGAUGGGAGCGCAUUGAGGACCCUCAGUAUGGUGUCUACUAUGUCGACCACAUCAACCAGAGGACUCAGUUUGAGAACCCAGUGGUGGAAGCCAAGAAGAGGCUCGCUCAGGAGGCAGCUGCUAGUCAACCCACCCAGAGCUCAGCAGAUUGUGCGUGUGGGGGCUUCACGCGGGACCCAGGGGCGCUACGCGGGACCCUGAUCCAGGCACCCCUGAGGAAGAGCGCCGGCGGCUUUGGCUUCACCAUCAUAGGAGGAGACCGACCAGACGAGUUCCUCCAAAUCAAGAACGUCCUGAAUGACGGCCCCGCACAGUACAGUGACAUAGCACCCGGUGAUGUGAUAGUGGAGGUAGAUGGCCACAGUGUGCUGGGUAAGACUCAUGCCGAGGUGGUGCAGCUCUUCCAGGCGGUGCCCGUGGGUCAGCAGACCGACCUGCUGCUGUGCCGCGGCUACCCACUGCCUGAAGACUCGGGCUCCAGCCAGGAUGACUCAGCCAGCGCUGGAGGUGGAGGCGUAGGAGGGGUUGGCAUUGCCGAGGGCAUCCCCAUCCUGGUGCCCGGUGUGGACGGCCAGCUGAUGCCAGCCAACGCCCUGGUGUCGCCCAUGGAGCCCGACGGCACGCUGCUCCAGCCGCAGCUGGUGGAGGUGGCACUACAGAAGGGGCCCGGCGGCUUCGGGUUCGCCAUAGCCGACAGCCCCCUCGGACAGAAGGUCAAGAUGAUCCUGGACGCCCAGAGUUGCCGCGGUCUGUUCAAGGGUGACGUCAUCAAAGAGAUCAACCGCCGUAACGUGCAGACGCUCAGUCACACGCAGGUGGUGGACCUGCUCAAGGACCUGCCCAUAGGGGGUGCGACCACACUGCUGGUGCUGAGAGGAGGUCACACAUCUCCUAUAAAGUCUCUAAAGCCGAGUGCCAUGGCCACACACUCCAAGCAUGAGAGACAGGAGAGGCUAGAGAAGCAGCAGGACAUGAGCACUACCCCUCCAGAGGCCUCCUCCUUGCCCCCAGUGGAACUCCCCGCCCCUGGCCUCAUCCCCGGCCUCAUCCCCGGCCCUGCCCCUGGCCUCAUCCCUGGCCCCAGCCCCACGCCUGCUGCUCCAGUACCCCCCUACUCCCUCCCCUUCCCCCCUAACAUGCUUCGCUCUGCCUCCCCCAAGCUGGACCCCUCCCAGCUCUACCUCAAGUCCAAGGCCAUGCUGGAGAAUAAGCCUCCAAACACAAAGGAACUGGAUGUGUUCAUCAAGCGGGACCAGGAGUCUGGAUUUGGCUUCCGUGUGCUGGGCGGAGAGGGGCCAGAGCAGCCCGUAUACAUUGGGGCGAUUGUGCCGCUGGGCGCAGCAGAGAGAGACGGUCGUCUGAGGGCUGGAGACGAGCUCAUCUGUAUCGACGGCGCCCCUGUCACCGGCUGCUCGCACAAGCAGGUCCUGGACCUCAUGACCAAUGCGGCUCGUAACGGUCAGGUCAUGCUCACGGUGCGCCGCAAGAUGACCUACCUGGAAGAUGCAGAGGACGAGGCGGCUCAGCUCCAGGGCCCCGCCCCCGGCCCCGCCCAGGCCUACAACAUCACUCUGCAGCGCAGGGACACCGAGGGCUUCGGCUUCGUCAUACUCACCUCCAAGAGCAAACCUCCUCCCGGGGUCAUUCCCCAUAAGAUAGGCCGCAUCAUCGAGGGCAGUCCGACUGACCGCUGCGGUCAGCUGAAGGUGGGCGAUCGCAUCUCCGCGGUGAACGGCCAGUCCAUCAUGGAGCUGUCACACAACGACAUCGUCCUGCUCAUCAAGGAGGCGGGAACAAUCGUCACUCUCACCGUGGUGCCAGACGAAGAACACAAUGGUCCGGUAUCAGGGACCAGCUCAGCCAAAGAGAGCCCAGCACUGCAACACAAAGCAAUGGGACAGCAACCUGCCAGAGACGACAGGAAUGGAGAGGACAACUCCUUGGUCGGAACAUUGGAAGCCAAUGCACAGGGUUGCUUCCCCGUGGAGCUGAGGCGAGGCCCUCGAGGAUUCGGCUUCAGCCUGCGGGGAGGACAAGAGUACAAUAUGGGACUCUACAUCCUCCGCCUGGCAGAGGACGGCCCCGCCCUCAAAGAUGGCCGCAUACACGUGGGAGAUCAGAUAGUGGAGAUUAACGGCGAGCCCACUCAGGGCAUUACUCAUACCCGGGCCAUCGAGCUCAUCCAGGCCGGGGGCUCCAGAGUGCUGCUGCUGCUGCGGCCCGGCCUGGGCCUGGUGCCCGACUCCAAUGGGAGAGAGAUGGCGGCCCCCUCCUCCUCCUCCGACCUCCAGCCACCACCGCCAGCAGCAGUCAGCAAUAGCAGCAGAGCAGACCCCUACGAGCAGCGCGCCACCUCCUCCCCCACCCCCGCACACACCACUGUUGACGAGCCCCCACCACCCGCUCAACACCUCCCUGUUACUGCUGCUGCCGCCGGCGACCACCACCCAGAGCCCGGCACCAGCAACUCUCCAGGCGACCACCAGGUGACCAGCUCCAGCCGUUCAGGAAGGAAGGGGGACCAUAAGAAGGACCGAGACAGAGACCGAGACCGAACCCCCUCCUCCAGCUACGGUGUCAUCACACCAGCAGGGUUGGGGCCAGCGCCGACGGGGGGACACCACCACCGAGACCAGCGGCCUCGCUCCAGAAGCCCCAAAAAGACGGCCUGGCGAGAGCCCGACGCAGCGCAGAGGCCAGAGGAGGUGGUUGGGGGGGUGCGGGAGAGGAGGCGCAGAGGGGGGGAGGAGGGGGAGGAGGAGGUGCACAGGCACAGGCACGGACAUGACAAAGAGACCGGCGAGGCCCAGGGAACCAACGAACGGCGGCGCAGAGACAAGGGACAGGCACAGAACUAUGAGGCCGGCCACCACAACUCGGAAAGCGGCACGCUCAAAAGUCAAAAGGCUCAACGAGACCACGAGGCCAACAACGCCGAGAGGGAGAGGCAGAGGGGACGAGACCGAAACGGGGAGAGAAAAGAAAGGGACGACAAAUCGAAACAGAGAGAUAGAGAGAGGGAAAACAAGGAGGCCAAGGCGAGAGCUGCGGCAGAGGAGGACAAUAACAGCAGGAGAGAGAGGGAGAGAGAGGCCAGGGGAUCCAACAGUAGCCUGGCGCAGGACACCUUGAGCCUGGAGAAGAGGGGCCCCAUCACCCCUGGCCCCUGGAAAGUCCCCAGCUCGUCCAGGAUUCCAUCCCAUUUGGAGGGCCUCUAAAAUGGGACAGCAAGGCACCACCACCACCUCCCCUUUACACCUGCCAGUCGGUUAAAACCGUAUGGUGGAGAGUCUGCAUUGUGAAGGGUUACCACAGGUUCGGCUCAUGUGGAGGGUCACUAAAAUGGGACAGCAAGGCACCACCACCACCACCUCCCCUUGACUGUACACCUUGUUGUAUAAAGAGGGAGUAGCAGUACUCUUAGAGAUGUAGUUACCACACAAUUAGUAUGGUAUGAUGUAGUUGACACCAUGUAGUAUCAUACCACUAGUGUUGCAAUGACAUCUCGAAGAGUACUAGCUACUUCUGCCUUAGGUGUAUAGAACUCUGGUGGGGAGUCUGCGUCGGUGAAGGGUUACCACAGGUUGGGCUUAUUGGAGGGCCUCUAAAAUUGGACAGCAAGGAACCACCACCUCAACUUUACACCUGCCAGCCGGUUAAAAGCAUGUGGUGGAGAGUCUGCAUGCGUGAAGGGUUACCACAGGUUGGGCUUAUUGGAGGGUCACUAAAAUGAGACAUCGAGGCACCACCACCACCUCCCCUUUACACCUGCCAGUCAAUAAACGUACUGUAUGAUGCCGACGAGUCUGCGUCGGUGAAGGGUUGCCGUACCACAGGUUGGGCUCGUUGCUUCCAUACCAGUUGAACUUCUACCUAUGCUGUGUCUGCCCUAGUAGUAGUUCAACCAUCCAGGACACUGCAUUGAGUCCUGGCCUUGACACUGCCAGCUACAUGAAACCAUUUCCUUGUGCCAAACCUGUUACUGUACUCACACCAGAUGGACAGACAGACAGACAGACAGACAGACGUACAAAUCCUCGUGAGUUUUGUGAAGGUGAAGCAGCUCUACAGGUCUCUGUUUUUAGUUCUGUUGAUCUCCGUCCUCCUCCACCUCCCCUCGGCUCCUACCGUACCUUAAGCUGCCCCUACACACACACACACACACACACACACACACACACACACACACACACACACACACACACACACACACACACACACACACACACACACACACACACACACACACACACACACACACACACACACACACACACACACACACACCAACCACCCCCAUAGAAAGUAUAUAAAAUACACUACUGUCAGUGUCCUUCUAUUGAGCGUGUCCAAGACAUACGUACAGUACACCUAACUAUCUCCUAAGACCAGACACUUGUGCUCAAACCGUAUUGUUUACUUGCUUAUGUGUUUAUGAAAGAUAUGUUGUAAAUUAUGAAAGGUAAUAUAACAAAUUACUAUGUAAUGCUGUAUAGCUAUUAUUUUCACAUUCUAUUUCCUUCUUAAUGUAAAUAUUAUAUACAGUAUAUGAAGAUACUAUAUUCUUUUUCCAUCACACACUCACACACACACACACACACACACACACACACACACACACACACACACACACACACACACACACACACACACACACACACACACACACACACUGCUUUAACUUCCAGAGGCCACAGCCUCUAUCUUUCUUCAGGUAUAAGCCCUUCCACUUCAUUCCUUAGUCACACACACACACACACACACACACACACACACACACACACACACACACACACACACACACACACACACACACACACACACACACACACACACACACACACACACACACACACACACACACACACACACACAGCGUGUUCCACUGGCUCGCAUGACUGACUCCAGAUGACAGGAGUGUAGCUUUACUUGUGUGUGAAAACUACUUGUACAUGCAGGAUUGGGAAAGGGGAAGUUUACAUGUUCUUUCUAUAUUUUCGACAUCAAAAACAAUGAGAAAUUAAGACUGUGAAAUAAAAAAAACAUGGCUGCAUACGAGAAAUAGUGAAAAUAUGAAAAAAAUGUCUCCUGAUUUUGACGUGAUAAUUAUUUUUGCCUUGUUUAUUAUACUGUACAUUCUUUAUUAUUAUACAGUUAUUGUGUUUGUGUGUGUUUGUGAUUUUUUUCUUUUUUUUUUCUUUUUCGAAGUUGUGAGUCGGCUUCAAUGUGUUCACUCACGUGUUACUCACGCUGUAGUUGCCUCUGCAGGGGUGUGUUUCUCAGAAGCGUAGUUGUUAGCCAGUUAGCAACUUGGGGAGUUGCCAAUGGGAAAUUGCAUUGUAAACAACAACAAAGUAGCUAACAUGGUUAGCGACUAUGCCUUUUAAGAAAUGCACCCCAGUGUAGAUUAUUUGAAAGGGUGGGCACGUUAGAGAGUGAAAGACACACCUCAUGGGUUAUGCAUGGUGAGAACGCAACGCAAGCAAGCAGCUUCAAGUUUCUCCUGAAAGUGUGCAGCACACCAUACUGACACAGUAGUGCGUUAGACUGUGAAGACAUCAUCCAUUGCAAAAAAAAAAUGUGUUUGGUUGGUGUCAGCUCCCAUUUGGUUUAAAAAGGUAGUUGCUACCAAAACCUGGAAAUCCUAAGCCCAGAAAGUAAAAAAGUAAAACUGCCUUUAUUCUCCUUUUUUCACUGUAAGGAAGAAGAGAUGGCACUCGUUGCUUAAUUGAGCCGUGUGUCUGAUUAUUUGUAUAUUCUUUCAGAUAGAUCAGAACAUGAUUGGGUGAAGAACAGUAGCCUAUGUGGUAGGGUGUUUUUCACUUCCUGAAGUUGGGGUCUCCCACUCUGAUGCUACCAUUCGAGAUAGUAUCUAAAAA
Molecule: messenger RNA, 8138 nt
Organism: Engraulis encrasicolus (European anchovy)
Lineage: Eukaryota; Metazoa; Chordata; Actinopteri; Clupeiformes; Engraulidae
Gene: magi3a
Product: membrane associated guanylate kinase, WW and PDZ domain containing 3a
Exons: 22
Coding region: 1281-5477 (1398 amino acids)
Biological process (GO): signal transduction
Cellular component (GO): cytoplasm; cell-cell junction
Molecular function (GO): protein binding
Source: RefSeq, a predicted model, not a curated record